Messenger RNA from Calidris pugnax (ruff), 4757 nucleotides. RefSeq names its product phosphatidylinositol glycan anchor biosynthesis class W (gene PIGW). The record is from RefSeq and is a predicted model, not a curated record. The transcript has 2 exons. Bases 101 to 1621 code for a protein of 506 amino acids. Gene Ontology annotation, molecular function: glucosaminyl-phosphatidylinositol O-acyltransferase activity. Gene Ontology annotation, biological process: GPI anchor biosynthetic process; protein localization to plasma membrane. Gene Ontology annotation, cellular component: membrane; endoplasmic reticulum. NCBI's taxonomy places the organism in Eukaryota, Metazoa, Chordata, Aves, Charadriiformes, Scolopacidae.
CCCGAGGCGGGAACCGGGACGGCGGCGACCUCCGGGGGGGGGGUUUCCUGCGGGGCUCUGCGGGGGACGGCGGCGCUGAAAUGCGGAGGAGGAAGGAAGGAUGUCACACAAGCACCUGAAGGAAGCCUUUAUCAGCAACUUAAAUGGAACUAGUUUGCUGGAAAUUUCCCUGGGCUUGUCCCUGGCCCCGCUCUGCCUGCUCUGCAGGGGACUCCUCCUCAUUUUGUAUUACCUGCACUAUGGGAAACCUUUGAGCUCAAGGAAACACAGCCUGCUGCUGGACUUCCUCCUGCUGGUGUCUCCUCUGGUGCUCUCCUGUACAGUCCUGUCUCCAGUCAUCUUUUUCGUGCCAAUUAUCAUCGCAGCCUUCUGUGCCGGAAUAUUUUCUAAAAUAUACAGCCAAAGAAAACGCGAGAGCAGGGUGCCUUUUAGGCAAAUUGUACAAGAAUUCCAGAAGACGUACUUGGAUGCAGAAUACAUUCCAGCAAUAACCGUGUUCCGUGUUUAUGUCAAUCUGUUGACAGCCAUCAGCAUUUUAGCGGUGGAUUUCCCGCAGUACCCAAGGCGAUACGCCAAAACCGAGACCUAUGGAACGGGAGUUAUGGAUUUGGGGGUUGGAGCUUUUAUUUUUGGUAACGCCCUCGUUUGUCCUGAAGUCAGACAAAAGUCUUACGUGACACAACCAAAAUUUUCCAAUCUGGCCAAGCAGUUCUUUUCCGUUUGGCCACUGAUUUUCCUCGGCGUCGGGCGACUGCUUAGCGUUAAAUCUAUAGACUACCAUGAACACACUUCAGAGUAUGGAGUGCACUGGAAUUUUUUCUUUACCUUAGCCUUUGUGAGGCUUGCAGCAUCUCUACUCUUAGCCGUAUUUCCGAAAAAUAAAUCUUGGAUCAUUGCUAUAAAUCUGGCUGUAUUUUAUCAGCUUGUUCUUAACACUACCUCUCUGAAGAUGUUUAUCCUGCACGGGAGCGACGGCAGAGAUACGAGGGUUGGCUUUUUAAACGCCAACAGGGAAGGACUGCUCUCUCUUUUGGGGUAUUUAGCCAUAUACAUGGCGAGUGUCCAGGUGGGGCUGUAUCUGCUGAAGCUCAGGAGCUCCGUCAGAGCCUGGAUGGCGGCGGCGCGGUUCUUGGUGCUGGUGGUUCUCCUGCUCUUCCUGCUCCUUCACGUGUCGCAAGCGCAGGGGGACGCCGUGUCCCGCCGGAUGGCCAACCUCUCCUACUGCCUGUGGGUGCUGGCUCACUCCCUCACUUUCUUCACCUGGUUUGUGGUGACGGAUCUCACGUUGGUGUUCACAAAGCUGCUUGUGAAGGGGUCCAGCGUGCCCAGUUGCUGGGAUGUUGUCAAACCCCCUGGUACCGGCACAAGGCACGAAGCGGAGGCCGUGCCCACGGGAAGGGAUGGCAAACUGGCACACGUUUGCCUGAUUAGCGCUAUUAAUAAAAAUCAAUUACUGUUUUUCUUGUUAGCAAAUGUGAUGACCGGUACUGUGAAUAUACUGAUAGACACGAUCCACAGCGAGACUGCAUUUACCUUGGGUAUACUGCACUUGUACAUGUUUGUUAACUGUUUAAUUAUGUACAUAUUGCAUGCCAAAAAUAUAGUAUUAAAGUUCUGGUGAUUCCAUUCUGUCUUAAGUGGAAUAGUUGAACUUCGUUUGCUGUAGCUGAAUGAUGGUAUUUUAAUGCAAAAAUUAGUGUUUUUCCUGAAUCUAUUCCAAUAAUCUUUAAUUUAGGAUAGCUUUUUAUGAUUUAGUGGUGUUUAUUUUUCCAAAUUUUACAGUUGGUGCUGUUACCUGUUGGAGUUGUUGCAUGUUUUCCUGAAAACUUAGUUUUUGAGAUUGUUUGCUGAAUGCUUCUGCUGCUCCUACCAACACUUGUGCAGAAUAAGAUUGUAUUUACAGUUAAUGAGCUGUGUUCAUACCCAAGUGCUGGCAGAAUUAGAUAACAGUGUGUAUAGUAGAAGCCAGAUGAAAAGUAAGAAAAUGAAUAAUAAUAGAGAGAGAGACUUAGCUGUGUCAAGAUUUACCUAGUUAAGGCCCUUGCAUAAAUAAUAGAUAAGAAUAAUUCCUUAUAUAAAAUGUAUUUAAUAAGUGGAUACUUUAAAAUGUUUUGGCCCUAGUCCUGCAAAGAUUUAUGCAUAUGCCUGACUUUGAUGGCAGUAAUUGUAUGUGGAAUGUUAAUCAUAUACUGAAAUCUAAAUUAGUCUUUGAAUUAAAGCUAGAUUUCAUUUUCCUCCUCACUGAUGAAUAUAAAUGAAGACCCUAGAUAAACUGCGAUGCUCUGAAGGAUAAAAUUCAAGUGCAGAUGAAUUCAUAAAGCAGUUGUUGGAAUUUGUGGUGCAGAUAGUAAGAGCAGCACAGCCUUUUAUGAGAAAAUACAAAGAUCCAAAACGAAUUCACCCCCAGCCUGCAUUACCAACAUGUUGUGACAGCUCAUCUUUAGGAACGCUGUAAAAUACGGUCUUCAGCUCUACUUUGGAAGUAGUCAGGGCCCACCUACUUGUCUAUAAAAUGAUUUUAAACAGCAGCUCAUUCCUUAGUGUAUUUUGACAGCUGAGAUGUCAUCAAGUGGGAACAUUCUGUAUUAAUUUUUAUUAGCAAACAAACAGUGUGCAAAUGGAAAGCAGCACGAAGCCAUGGGUCAGGGUCCUGGCAAAGUAUUGACAAGAGAUGUGCUCGGUUUCUCUGUCGCUGUCUUCCUGUGGGCCCAGAGCACAACAGCCUCUUUGUUCACUUUCCAAACUGUGACAGGUUCUUCCUGACCUCACUGAGUUGUUGAGAAGAGCAAUGCAUUUAAAGACUGUGAGGAAUUCAAUAAUGAGAGAUAUUAAUACUUAAGAAGUAGAGUACAAGUGGUAGUUGAUGAUAGAUGUCUAAUGUCUGUGGAGUUCCAGCAGUGCACAUGGGCCAUAUUUCAUAUUUCUCCUUGUCUAGCAAAAGUGAUGAAUCAUAAAACCUAUGGAGAUUAAGCCUCUAAAUCAGAUUCUUUAAUGCAGACAAGCUGUGGAAUAUUCUGAAAUUUAUGAGGUUCUCUCAGCCAUUGGCCAAUGGAAGGGUGAAGCCUGAGGAUGACAGGCUGUGACCAUGCUGAUUUCAUGCUUGUUUACUUCCAAGUUAUAGCCACAUAGUCUUUGGAAUCAAAGAAAAACAGCCUGAAUUAUCCUGGGGACAAAUGCAAUUAAGUGGCAGCAGUGCCAUUAACGGUUGUCACAGUUUCUAGCAGAGUUUUCUGGUAACUGGUGUAUGUAUUUAUUUUAAAACAUUUCCUAGCCUUGCCUAGGGUAGAAAGGCCUCCAUCGUCAUGAACUGAAUGGCACUACUCAUUUAUGCAAAAUUACUGGUGGAUAUUCAUUUUUGAACUAUCCAGAGCGCAAGACCCGCCGUGAGUUCUGCCUGUGAGCACAAGUCUAUCGCCGUGAUUCAGAACCCAGGCACGAACGGGGUGUGACAACGCGGGGCUGUGUCUGGACAAGCUACAGACUGUCGAGAUGCCAGCUCCGUUGGGCGCAGCAGAAAUCCCGUGGGAGGUCUGCUGUGUCUGUGCAAGAGCCCUGCGAGCUCCGCACCGGGAGCAGGCUGGCGGGCACCGGUGCCAGGACUGGAGCUGUGGUUUGCAACCACGGAGCCGGCAAGCGGAGGGGACUGCGGUGCACAAGUGAUGGUGAGAGCAAGAACCACCCGCUUCUCUCCACGACUGCCACAUCACGACGCCAUCUCCUGCUUUUAAAGCCGCACGAAGUAAGUUGUUCCCCACUGAAUUAAUGAGAGACAAUUAAUUCUCAUUGCCUAUUGUCGAUAACAAACGCGGCAAGCUCUGCCCUGAAGCAACCCGCGUAGUUAUUAAUGCUGAAUGUUUAGACUAUGAAUAGAUAGGGAUAAUUAAGCGUGCCUCUGGAAGAACCAAGAAAUGGGAGCGAGCGUCCUUUGAUCAGAGUGUGUCCGAGCAAAGGGAGCUGCAGUGAGUUGGAAAAGAUGCGAGAGGAGUUAACACCGCGAUAGUGCCGUGGACACUUUCUCCACACACACCUCGAGAGCUGUUGGAUGAGUGGUUGGUAGGAACCUUUCAUUUCACUCUGGGGCAUGUUUAGACGAGUAAGCUUCUACAGAUCAAAGAGAGACUUAAAAAAGUCAGAAACUUUGAUUUAGCUGUUACAUAAUCAGUAAAGAUAUUUCAACUAGUGAGACUAAAAUGGUUCAACUAUAGCGUGCUGCUGACUUUAACAGUAAUAGUAAAGCAGAACAUGGAGAAAACAUAGUAUUUUUUUUUUUUUUGCUGCCAUAAUUCCACCAAAUGAUCUUUUUGUAGGGCUGCAGGAUAGACAAAACACAGUGGGAGAAUAGACCUGAUGUCAUUUAUCCUUAACCUUAUUAUUUGUUUAACCUUAGUAGCUUACCAAAUUUCAUUAUUUUUAACGAUCAACCCACUAGCACACCUUCCUUCCCAACCCAGGAGAGUCUCUUUUGAAGCCAAACACGUUACAAUAAAGAUUUCAGGCCAUAUCCUAUUUCAAAGCACUAUGUCCUAAAGAACAGGUAUUUCUUCCAGGUGGAAGACGGGGCAUGCAAAUGAACAGCACGAAGGGGCUGUCUGCCUUUUCACUGUUUUGUACAUAACAAGCAAACUGCAUGUUCUGGCAACUUAAAAGACCCCACCUUUUCCGUGGACAGAAAUGACACGAAAUGAAAUUUUUCAGUGUGCACCCCGAGGAUACAAAAUUUGGGAAAUUGCUAUUUUAUUGAUGUGAUCCAGCCAUGC